This is a messenger RNA of Debaryomyces fabryi, 702 nucleotides long. It is a transcript of the gene NAT4, whose product is annotated as Nat4p. The coding region runs from base 1 to 702 and encodes 233 amino acids. Gene Ontology annotation, molecular function: histone H4 acetyltransferase activity; protein N-terminal-serine acetyltransferase activity; histone H2A acetyltransferase activity. NCBI's taxonomy places the organism in Eukaryota, Fungi, Ascomycota, Pichiomycetes, Serinales, Debaryomycetaceae. The record is from RefSeq and is a predicted model, not a curated record. The transcript has a single exon. Gene Ontology annotation, cellular component: nucleus.
AUGCUGUAUAAUCCGAUAGACUCAAGUGACGAGUCAUCUUUUGACGAAGAGGAUGAAGUUUUCAUGAAAGAAACUUCAGAUACAGUAGCAUCCGUGGUUCCUGAAAUAUUUCCCUCUUCUAUUUCAAUUGUGGCCGAAAAGCAUUGUCAAUUGCAUUAUGCACCGAUUCAUAGGUUGCCUAAAGAUAUCUUGGUUAAAUGUUUACUGUUGGUAGAAUCUAACUUGAAAGCAUUCUAUAUAAAGCAUCAAGGAUUGAGAUGGAAAUUGAAUAAACUCAAAGAAAUGCAAGAAACUGGAUUGAUCUAUGUUUGGUACACUGAUUCGAAUGGCAAGUUGAUUGGGUUCAUUUCAUUCAUGUUAUCGUAUAAUGAUCAAUACAAAGUACUUUAUCUAUACGAAAUACAUGUGGCCGCAGAGUACCAAUCGAAGAAAAUUGGGUCUCAAUUGAUAGAUAACUUACAUGAAUUGUCUCAUCAUUUGAAGGUCAUUGCAUCAAAAAAGCAUGAAUACCGACAUUUUGUUAAUAGUGGUACUAGCUUAACUGUUUUCAGUGACAACAAAGCCUUGCAGUGGUAUUACAAACUAGGGUACGAGCUAACUAUGGACUCUCCAAGAGAUAAAGUUUUGAGAAAUAAGGUUGUUAGGCCUGAAUAUUAUUUACUUAUUCGCUUCAAUGAUAGCCUUCCCAAAAAACAUACUUAA